Molecule: messenger RNA, 2464 nt
Organism: Paramecium pentaurelia
Lineage: Eukaryota; Ciliophora; Oligohymenophorea; Peniculida; Parameciidae
Source: the annotation of a GenBank genome assembly
AUGUUAAGAAUUUUAGUUCUUGGAUUAAUAUAAGAUAUUAUAUUAGGUUCGAAGAUAUUUUAUUAUCAUGAUCCAAGUAAUGACAUUAUAAAGCCACGAACUCAUGCAAAAAUCUCAGAGUCUAGUAUAUAUAAUGGUGAUUGUAGACACAAUUAUUGAUUUCUACUUUGAAUUCAGUUAAGACUAAAAAGAAGUAACAAUGAUGAUUGAGAUCGAUAAGAUUAGUUACUUUUCAUUUGGGUUAGGAAAAUCUAUGAGUGAUGCAGAUGUUUGGGUAUUUGAGAUAGAUAAGAAUGUAAUUAUUGGAACAGAUUCACAUUGUUCUAAGCAUUAAGUGCCACCAACAGAUGUUUCAUCAGGUGGUACAAAUGAUAUAGAAAUUCUGGGUUAUUAUUAUAAUGAGAAUGGUAAGAGUGGAGUGAAAUUUAAAAGAAAAGCAAAUACAGGUAUAAUCAAGUAAUCUAUAUUAAAGGGGACAAAUACGAUAAGGAAUUGAUGUAAUAAAAAGGUGUUGAUUUUAUUUGGGCACAUGGUAAGAAUGAUUAAAGUUUGAAGGUUUCAAGUCAUGGUAAAGGUAAUUAUGGAUAUGUAAAAAUUGAUUUAAUUGAUAAAGGAGGAGAUAUAGAUGUAGAUAUAGAGGAUGAGAAUAAAUAUUAUAAAUUACACAAAUGGACUAACUUUAUUUGUUGGGGUAUAGCUAGUGAUUUGGCAAUUAUUGUUGGUAGAUAUUUUAAGACUUGGGGAUAUAGAACAUAUUUACAUGGAUUUUUGUUUAUUAUGAUAAUUGCUAGUUCCUUAACAACAGCAAUUUUUAUGUUAAAUACAGAUUGGGAAAUAUUGGAAUGGAAACAUUUUAAAGAUGAGUCAAUAAAAAAUAAAUUCCAUAUAGUAUUUUUUAUGAUCUUAGCCUUUUGCAUGAUCAUUCAAUGUAUAGGUGGUAUAUUGUAAAAUAUAAUGUUAACUUCUUAUAAGAUAAAUGAGAAAGUAUCAGUAAAACCAUCAUAUCAUGCUAUUUUUGGAAGUAUUGUAUAUACAAUUGGUAAAUUAUAAAUAAUUGCUGGAUUAUUCAUGGAUAAUGAUAUCAGAUUUAUGCUUAUUCUUGGAGCAGUCUUAACCAUUCGUUUUAUACUAGAAGUAUUAUAUUAAAGAGGAACAUUAAUGGUGAUGACUAAAAGCAAUUCCAGUAGUUCUUACUUUAAAAAACAUAAAGUUCUUCCAGAUUAAGAAUCUUUGCUAGAUAAGAUUAAUUAAAGUGAUCUCGAAGUACCAGAAUAGAAUUCAGAUAAAUUGUGGUGCAUAUAUCAUAAUCAAAUUAUUGAUUUAUCAUAAAUGGUUCAUCCUGGUGGGAAUUACAUUUGGAAAUUAAUUUAAGGUUAAGAUAUUACCAAAUAUGUUCUUGGAGCUUAUCCUAUAUUUCAACUCACUCUUAAACCUUAUCGUCAUAGUCUUUAUACAUUAUAAGCCUUAUAAAAAUAUAAAACUGGUGUUUAUGUUAAUGAAGACUUAGAACUUUUCUAUAAUAAGACAACUUAAAGACCAGUUAAGAAAUUAAAAGCUAUAUGGACUUUAGCUACAGUAAAUCCCUACACUUUUCUAAUUGCUAAAUUUGAAUUCACAAAUUAAUAAUUUCAACUUAGAAAUGCCAUUAAUGGAUUAGACACUUUUGGAUCAUAUUUCAUUAUUAAAUCAGAUGAUAAUAAUGAUAUUCAUUAAAGACAAUAUACUAUGGUAUUAAGCAUGACUAAUCAAAGAGUAAAAUACAGAAAAGACAUUCUUGAAUUAUAUAAAAAGAUUAUUAAUUUACAACCAAUUCAUAAAGAUAUACCAAAGUUAGAAGAAUUUGAAGAUGAACUUCCAUUGAUAAUUAAGAAAUAUGAAACUAAAAAUGGGUUUUCUAAUUAUAUACAUGAAGAUAAUAGAUAAGGAUAAUAUAUUAUUGAAGGUCCAUUUGGAAAUUCUAUUUAAAUUGAGAAUAAUUCCCAUUUAAUUUUCAUAGCUGGAGGAACUGGAUUAUUUCCAUUUUUAGAUAUACUUGAUUAUUAAUUAAGAGUUUCAUAUAAUCAUAUUGUAAAAAUGAAGCUUGGUGAAGAGGCAUCUAAAUUAAUAGAUUUAAGAAUCAAUGAGAUUAAAAAAUUUACAAUCACAAUGUUUUUGGCAGUCAAUUCUAUUGAAGAUUUAGUAAAAUAUAUAUAAAUUAAAAUAGAUUGGAAGAGAUAUCUAUUUUGCUUUGCUUUCAUUAUAGUAAUAUUUGGAUAGUCCUAAUUUUAAAUUGAUCGUGAAAGGUAACUUUAAAUUAAAAGAAUGUCCAAUUAUAGAAAAUCGAUUUACAUAACAAACAUUUAUUAAUCAUAUAUCUGAUUUAAAUAACUCAACAACAUAUUUCAUUUGUGGUCCUCCAUAGAUGAAUAUUGAAGUUGAAAGAAUAUUAAGAGAUAUGGGAAUUAUGAAAAUAAUAGUAUUAUGA